Messenger RNA from Drosophila mojavensis, 1941 nucleotides. RefSeq lists its product as uncharacterized. NCBI's taxonomy places the organism in Eukaryota, Metazoa, Arthropoda, Insecta, Diptera, Drosophilidae. The transcript is spliced from 2 exons. The record is from RefSeq and is a predicted model, not a curated record. Bases 989 to 1396 code for a protein of 135 amino acids.
UCCAUAUACAUGAAUACAUUUUCCCUUUUUUAUUUGUCGCAGCAGUAACAAGACAAAGAGCAACGGGGGAGUCCAGAAUUUUCAUCUCUUUGGCUCUCAGCUUUUUAUCUCUGUGACAAAAUGUGAUUCUGCUACGCGAAGGGAAACAAUUGAGAAGCAAUUUCUGCAAAUCUAUUUAUAACCCUAAAGCGACAACAAAUAUAUAAUUUAUGACUAGCAUUCGAUUAGUAUUCAAAAUACGCGCUAAUAACACAAUUGAUAUCCAGCAAAAGCUCGAGGGUAAGAUCGAUUUAGUUUUAUAUUACAAAAAUGAAACUAAAUUAAGUUAUUACAUAUACAUACAUUUAUUUUUAAAUUAGAUAGUUAUUCAUAGCCUAAUUUACUAUUUUAACUUUAUUGUUAAAUAUUUAUAAAUGCUAUUUAAUAGAAUUCCGUCAAAUAUAUUUCAAUUUUGAAUCGCUAUGAAAUCGAAACGAUUCUUACGCUAUCUACGGAAAGCUGACUAAGUAUCGAUACUUUUCUAUCGGUAACCGGGGAGUUUUACGUUCAGUGCGCUAAUUGUUAGCUGAGCGGCGCGCGAUUCAAUUCUGUUAAAAUGGACGUCGAAGAUUUGCACUGUCUGCAACAAAUAGUUCCUUUGCCUUAUGAAGCGCUGGUAACGUUAGAAAAAUGACCAACAAAGCGGGCAAAGAUCCAAGUGACGAUUGAAGAUCCGCCAAGCAAAAGGUGGCGACAUGGCAAAGUGGAAAAUGUGAAUGAGAGCCGGCGCAGGAUUUGGGUGAAUGAGGAGAAUCUGAAUCGCGAUUUUGAUUACCUGUUUGCCAAGAUCUUUUACAAUGCAACCAACCAUGGGGAAUUCCGUACUCGAACCGGCUUGGUUGGGGAGCAAUUGAAUAAGAACUCCAUACACCGGCCCAUAGAUCCUGAAUGCCGGCUCUUCCUAACGCCAGUCGCAGAGCGUGUGGUCGAUCUGUCGAACGCCUUCAAAAUGAGCUGCUCCACAGUGCCUGCCACUAUCCAGGAUAUGAGCGAAGUGCUGUGCAAUACGCUAUCACCCGCCUUUAUGCCACAUCCCAGCGUCUCGGAUUGGCGCAAAAUUGUUGCAGGACAUAAGGGGCUGUGGCACGUGCCGCACUGCUUGGGUGCCGUAGAUGCGAAGCUACUGGAAGUCUCGCACAAGAACGAAAAUGAUAUUGUCUUGAUGGCUAGCUGCGAUGCCAAGCUGAACUUCACAAUUAUAAACGACGAGAACUAUUGCUCUUUGGAGGGUGUGACAGUGUGCGCGCCCAAACGCCAAGUGCCCAGGGAUUGGCUCUCCAGCACGCAGCAGCUAUUAUCUGGUUGUCCAGCAACGGUUGAGUUGCGUGAGAGCUUAAAAUCUAUAUUAAGCCGUUAACGGGAAUCUAGAUUAGUCGACUAUUGCUGGAGAGAGUCUUCUCCAUUUCUAUUUCAUUAUAUUCAACGAUAUUUUCAGUUCAGUACCUAAAGGAAGUGCCCUCACAUACUCAUACUUAUGGAAGUCAUUUGAUUUGUUGGCAAGCAUUAUUCUGUUUUCAAUUCAAAUUACUGUACCCUAUAUCUGUAUAUAGCCCAUAUAUUUCUCUGUACCUGACAAUCGAAUGUGCUGCUAUCUAAUCUGUUUAUUUCAAAUAGCCAGUCGAUUUAUUGGUAAAUGUCUGCCUUUGCCUAAAGCAUAUCAAACUCUUCAACGUAUAUGUAUGCAUAUAUAUUACAAUCACAUCCAUCUGUAUGCACGUUUACAAUCCAUGUGAACUUUGAGUAAACAUCAGAAAUUCGUUAUUUAAUGAUUUACUUUAAGGGAAAACUUUUAUUGACUUUUAUAAUUGCUUAUUAGCAGAAACAAUACGUGGGUAAGAAAUUCAUUUUUAAACGUAAAAAAGAUCAAAUCAUAAUAUAUAAAUAUAGAUAUAUAUAUAGGUG